Messenger RNA from Haemonchus placei, 333 nucleotides. The record is from the annotation of a GenBank genome assembly. Lineage: Eukaryota; Metazoa; Nematoda; Chromadorea; Rhabditida; Trichostrongylidae.
AUGGAGUUCGAGAAGAGUCGAAUCGAACGUACAUUUUUGUUGGCACCACGUCUAAAUGCUUUCGUGAACCACUCUCAGGGAGGUCAACUUUCCAGAGCUAUCCCUCCAGCUCGUGAACAAGGAGGUGGCGGCGGAGGCUGCGGAGGAGGCGGCGGUGGAGGUUACCCUGUUCCUCCUCCACCAUCAUACGGAGGUGGUGGCGGUUACUCUGGAGGCGGUGGAUAUUCUGGCGGAGGUGGAGGCAGCUACGCAUCUGCUGGCGGCGGCGGUUAUUCUGGCGGAGGUGGUUACGCUGGCGGAGGUGGCGGCAACUCUUACGCUGGAAAGAAGUAA